This is a messenger RNA of Tupaia belangeri chinensis (Chinese tree shrew), 810 nucleotides long. RefSeq names its product chromosome unknown C8orf89 homolog (gene CUNH8orf89). Lineage: Eukaryota; Metazoa; Chordata; Mammalia; Scandentia; Tupaiidae. The record is from RefSeq and is a predicted model, not a curated record. The coding region runs from base 143 to 760 and encodes 205 amino acids. The transcript is spliced from 7 exons.
GCCUCCACUGGCCCAGCUAUCCCCGCUGCCGGAGCCUCAGACCUGGCUGCCACCGCCCCGGCACGCGAAGAAGCCCCUCCCCGCCUCAGUGGAGCUGCGGGGACACCUCUCACUUUCAUCAGGAUUCUUGAAAGAAGAAAAAAUGUCAGUGCUAACUCCUGGAAUCCAAUUUGAGACUUCAAAAGUCACCAGAAGUUCUCUUGACAGUUGUUUUCUGUUUGAAAGUAGUUGGAGGAAAGCAGUUCUAGAAACCCAAAAGAUGAGAAAAGAAUACACCACAGCAUUUGGUCUAGAAGAGCUCAAAGAAUGUGUCAAAAUGCCAUACUUACCAGGAUUGCAAAGUUGCCAAAAAAGCUUAAGUUCAUCUCCACUAGACAUCCAUAAAAGACUGCUGCAUGCUGACUCCGAGAUGCCAUCAAUCAGCCAUUCUAGUGAGAACAUAUCAUCUUGCUUGCAAGUAUUUUAUUCUCCUCUGCAUAUUGCACAGCGCCCUGUGAAGGAACAGCCUUGGCAGAGCAGGAUAAAGAAGACCAAGGAGGCAUGCACUGUGGUACCACUUCAGGAAAAAUCAAAAGGACUCUUGAGGCAUUCUAAUUCUUCAGUCAGUUUUGGUUCUGGCUUCAGUGAUCCUUUCCCUGGAGCACCAUCUCAGUACUUACAGAGACUUUCUAGAAUGGCCAUAUUGGAAUAUGAUACUAUUCGUCAGGAAACAACUAGAAAAUCAAAAAAAGGCAAGAAACGAGAGCUACGAGACUGCUGAUAAAUAUACAUUGUGAUGCUUUCUUCACUGACUUUUAAGUUUUCUAUUUU